GUCAAACUUCCAACAUUAUUGAUUAGGUACUGUCAGUCACGCACGCGCUCUGCACACACUUUGUUUGGUGGACUGAUACUGCAUCAGUCGUCAAGUUCACAAGUUGUCAAUCGAUUAUCAGUUUCAUUUACAAGUUUAUUAGAUUUCUUGUAUUAUUGUGAAUAUCAUAAAAAUUGAUCAUGAGUGAAGAAGAAACCAUACCAUCGAGCGAUACCGAGUCUCAACGCAUAGAAGAAGAAUUUAUUAAAACUUAUAAGAAUUUACCCGUACUUUGGGACACUACAAAUAACUUUUAUACUAAUAAAUACAAACGGAAUGAAGCUGUAGAUGUGCUGGUAGAUGUCUUAAAGAAGUCAAAUCCAUCGGCCAAUAGAUACAGCGUACGAAAGAAAAUUAACAGUUUAAGAUGUUCUUUUAGAAAAGACUUAAUUAAACAUUUGUCUUCGAAGCGUAUUAAUGAAAAUGGCGAAGAAAUUUAUGAGUAUAAACCUACAAAUUGGAAGUUCUACGAACUGAGAUUUCUUGAAAGAGAGGAUGAUAGCAGUUUAACUGAAGUUAGAAUGGACGACAGCGCAUUUCUUGAGGUUAGUGCCGAUGAAUUGGCGUUUGGACAUGAGAUUUGUUCGUCUCCCGUUAGCGAUGUUUUGGCUACAAACAAUGAGCCUGCGAGAAAAAGAAAUAAAAGCAAGAAGAUUCUAAAAAGCAUAAAACUAGAAGAAGUAGACACUAAUGAAUAUCAUGGCAUGGACGGAGACGACCACGACUUGAUUGAUAGAGAGCUUGAGGCCGUAGGAGCCAAUGUAACUUGUAAACUCAAGAGGAUGAAUCCACUGCAAAGAUAUCAUGCAGAGUUAUUAAUCAAUAAGGUUUUAAUAUCUGGCUUGAAGAAUAAUUUAACUGAUGACACGGACUUGACGGACAUUUAUAGACCAUGACUAAAGACAUGGGAUUUAGAAGCGAGUUCAAUGUAUUGAGCUCACUGCGUGUUUGUGAAGAGCGCGUCGAAACAUUAGUUACUUAAGUACAUUAGUGAGUAGGCGUUACAUUAGUUUACGCAAUAGGCACACAAUGUAGAUCAUUUUCAUAAAAUCUUGCUCAAUUCUGUCUUAUCUCUAUUGUAAUUUAUUAAUUUCAAGCUGCUUUAAUAUUUAUACGCUAAAAUACUUUCUUUCUUUCCUUGUCAUGUAAUCACUAAAAACUGAUUCAGAAUAAGUGCAAUAGUGUACGUAUAUAAAUAACUACAUAAACAUUGUUGCCAUAAGGGAAAACCUGUGAUAAAUAAACUUUUUUUACUUUA
Molecule: messenger RNA, 1297 nt
Organism: Spodoptera frugiperda (fall armyworm)
Lineage: Eukaryota; Metazoa; Arthropoda; Insecta; Lepidoptera; Noctuidae
Exons: 2
Coding region: 180-935 (251 amino acids)
Source: RefSeq, a predicted model, not a curated record